Mugil cephalus (flathead mullet) is the source of this 5697-nucleotide messenger RNA. Its product is annotated as NLR family CARD domain-containing protein 3-like. Lineage: Eukaryota; Metazoa; Chordata; Actinopteri; Mugiliformes; Mugilidae. The record is from RefSeq and is a predicted model, not a curated record. Gene Ontology annotation, molecular function: protein binding.
UCCUCCACAGGUUGGACUGGUUUUAAUUCUGUCACUCUCAUCUAUUUUUAGACUCUGAAGUUAUGAGGAUGUGACUUCGUCCUCAGAUCAAAUCCAGGACUGACGAGGGACAAAGAGCAGCUUCUUCUAUUUAAAUGUUUUCUCCACACAUGAAGGUGGAAAGUGUCUGGAAGUCGACCUGAAGUUCAGAAGAUAAGAAGAAGGUGGACUCUGCUAUGGAUCAGAGUGAGGACACACAGGAGGGAGUCCCUCCCUCUAAAACCACUCUGAGGGGGGACCAUGAGAACCAGAUCAGAGCUCGGAGGGCCAUCCGGAAAAGACCUGACUCUACUGUACCCAGCUGUGUCUCCAUGAAGAGCGACUGGUCUAUGACUAGACCCAUCAUGUUUGCAGAUGGACAUCAGACUGUUCAUGAAGGAGUUAACCAGCAGAGCUCAGAGAUUCUCAGUGAUCAGUCUGUCCCUCAGCAACAAACACAUCUAGAAUCCAUAUUGAUGCUGCUGGAGGAGAACAUGGUCAGUUUUAUGAAGAACGAGCUGAAGAAGAUCAAGAAGGUUCUGAGUCCAGAUUACCCAGAACGCUCAGAGAAUCAGAGGGAGGAUAAGGAAGUGUUGGAGGGUGAUGAUGAAGAGCAGAGGAGGAGCAGCAGAGAUUUAUUUGUGAAGAUGACAGUGAACUUCCUGAGGAGAAUGAAGCAGGAGGAGCUGGCUGACUGUCUGCAGAGCAGAACUGUUGCUGCAGAGUGUGGAGGUAAAGUUAAAUCUAGUCUGAAGGAGAAGUUCCAGUGUGUGUUUGAGGGGAUUGCUAAAGCUGGAAACUCAGCCCUUCUGAAUGAGAUCUACACAGAGCUCUACAUCACAGAAGGAGGGACUGCAGAGGUCAAUGAUGAACAUGAGGUCAGACAGAUUGAAACAGCAUCCAGGAAACCACACAGACCAGAAACAAGCAUCAGACAAGAAGACAUCUUUAAAGCCUCACCUGGAAGACAUGGACCAAUCAGAAGAGUGAUGACAAAGGGAGUGGCUGGCAUUGGGAAAACAGUCUUAACACAGAAGUUCACUCUGGACUGGGCUGAAGACAAAGCCAACCAGGACAUCCUCUUCAUAUUUCCAUUGACUUUCAGAGAGCUGAAUGUGGUGAAAGAGAGAAAGUUCAGCUUGGUGGAACUUGUUCAUCACUUCUUCACUGAAACCAAAGAAGCAGGAAUCUGCAGCUUUGAAGACUUCCAGGUUGUGUUCAUCUUUGACGGUCUGGAUGAGUGUCGACUUCCUCUGGACUUCCACAACACUGAGAUCCUGACUGAUGUUACAGAGUCCACCUCAGUGGAUGUGCUGCUGACAAACCUCAAGGGGAAACUGCUUCCCUCUGCUCGCCUCUGGAUAACCACACGACCUGCAGCAGCCAAUCAGAUCCCUCCUGAGUGUGUUGACAUGGUGACAGAGGUCAGAGGGUUCACUGACCCCCAGAAGGAGGAGUACUUCAGGAAGAGGUUCAGAGAUGAGGAGCAGGCCAGCAGCAUCAUCUCCCACAUCAAGACAUCACGAAGCCUCCACAUCAUGUGUCACAUCCCAGUCUUCUGCUGGAUCACUGCUACAGUUCUGGAAGAUGCAUUGGAAAUCAGAGAGGGAGGAGAGCUGCCCAAGACCCUGACCGAGAUGUACAUCCACUUCCUGGUGGUUCAGGCCAAAGUCAAGAAGGUCAAGUAUGAUGGAGGAGCUGAGACAGAUCCACACUGGAGUCCAGAGAGCAGGAAGAUGAUUGAGUCUCUGGGAAACCUGGCUUUUGAUCAGCUGCAGAAAGGAAACCUGAUCUUCUAUGAAUCAGACCUGACAGAGUGUGGCAUCGAUAUCAGAGCCGCCUCAGUGUACUCAGGAGUGUUUACACAGAUCUUUAAAGAGGAGAGAGGCCUGUACCAGGACAAGGUGUUCUGCUUUGUCCAUCUGAGCGUUCAGGAGUUUUUGGCUGCUCUUCAUGUUCAUCUGACCUUCAUCAACUCUGGUGUCAACCUGACGGAAGAACAACCAGCUACAAGUCAGAAGUCUAAAGUCUUUAGAAACAAACCUAAACUAACACAUCUCCAUCAGAGUGCUGUGGAUAAGUCCUUACAGAGUCCAAAUGGACACCUGGACUUGUUCCUCCGCUUCCUCCUGGGUCUUUCACUGCAGACUAAUCAGACUCUCCUACGGGGCUUGCUGACACAGACAGGAAGUAGCUCACAGACCAAUCAGAAAACAGUUCAGUACAUCAAGAAGAAGAUCAAGAAGAAUGUGUUUGCAGAAAGAAGCAUCAACCUGUUCCACUGUCUGAAUGAACUGAAUGAUGGUUCUCUAGUGGAGGAGAUCCAACAGUCCCUGAGAUCAGGAAGUCUCUCCACAGAUAAACUGUCUCCUGCUCAGUGGUCAGCUCUGGUCUUCAUCUUACUGUCAUCAGGAGAAGAUCUGGAUGAGUUUGACCUGAAGAAAUACUCUGCUUCAGAGGAGGCUCUUCUGAGGCUGCUGCCAGUGGUCAAAGCCUCCAACAAAGCUCUGCUGAGCAGUUGUAACCUCUCAGAGAGAAGCUGUGAAGCUCUGUCCUCAGUUCUCAGCUCCCCGUCCUCCAGUCUGAGAGAGCUGGACCUGAGUAACAACAACCUGCAGGAUUCAGGAGUGAAGCUGCUGUGUGCUGGACUGGAGAGUCCUCACUGUAAACUGGAAACUCUUAGUCUGUCAGGUUGUCUGAUCACAGAGGAAGGAUGUUCUUCUCUGGCCUCAGCUCUGAGCUCCAACCCCUCCCAUCUGAGAGAGCUGGACCUGAGUAACAACAACCUGCAGGAUUCAGGAGUGAAGCUGCUGUGUGCUGGACUGGAGAGUCCUCAAUGUAAACUGGAAACUCUCAGUCUGUCAUUUUGUCUGAUCACGGAGGAAGGAUGUUCUUCUCUUGCCUCAGCUCUGAGCUCCAACCCCUCCCAUCUGAGAGAGCUGGACCUGAGCUACAACCAUCCAGGAGACAAGGGAGUGAAGCUGCUGUCUGCUGGACUGAAGGAUCCACUCUGGAGACUUGACACUCUCAGGAUGGACCAUGGUGGAGAGCAGAGGUUAAAGCCUGAUGUCAGGAAGUAUUUCUGUGAACUUGAAGUCGACACAAACUCAGUUGGUAGAAAACUCAAACUAUCUGACAACAACAGGAAGGUGACACAUGUAAUGAAGGAGGAGCAGUCAUAUCCUGAUCAUCCAGACAGAUUUGACUACUGUUAUCAGCUGCUGUGUAUAAAUGUUGUGACUGGUCGAUGUUACUGGGAAGUUGAGUGGAGAGGAGAUGUUGAUAUAUCAGUGAGUUACAGAGGAAUCAGAAGGAAAGGAGACAUGAAGGACUGUUUGUUUGGAUUCAAUGAUCAGUCCUGGAGUCUGAGCUGCUCUGAUCAUGGUUUCUCUGUUCGUAACAAUAACAGAUCAACACUCAUCUCCUCCUCUGUCUCUAACAGAGUAUCAGUGUAUGUGGACUGUCCUGCUGGAACUCUGUCCUUCUACAGAGUCUCCUCUGACAAACUGAUCCACCUCCACACCUUCAAAACCACAUUCACUCAACCUCUCUAUCCUGGAUUUGGGGUCUGCUCUCCUGGUUCCUCAGUGUCUCUGUGUUCUCUGGAGGAAGGAGAGUCUCUGAAGUGACAACAGCUUCAAAGUCUGAGGUUUAAUUGUUAAUGGAGGAUGACGCUUCUCUUUAGUUCUCAGAUGAAUCUCUCUGGUUUAAUUCCAUAUGUUUUGUCUUAGAAGUAGUGAAAUUAUCCUCUGACCACUGAACUCCUGUCAGUCCACUGAACUGGACUGACUUUGAUGAUCACUUCUCACUGGAAAAUCCUGGACACAUGAAGGACAAACUGAGAAAUAAAGGAAGGAACAGAAAACACAAACUGUUGAGGUUGGAUUGGAUAAAAAAUGUCCGGAGCACUGCUGGUGUUCCUCAGAUCAAUGGUGUGCUGGAAACAGAACAAUGACUGAAGGAACAUAGAAAAAUCAUUAAGAAAAGCACAUAAAAAAAUACAGGUCCAAGUGCUGGAAUGGGUUUGAAAAAGUAAAAAAACUUUAAUUUAUGGGUGGGAGUCCAACAUGAACAUAUUUCAGCUUGUGCCUUCUUCAGGUCGUGGAGAUUCAGUGAAACAGAACAGAAUUGUAGUUGGAGUCACCACAGGUGUGCAACAUUGGGAUAUGCACCAUUUUCUUUUGAUCUCUAGGGGUAAAGAUGUGUAGGGUCCUCACUCAAAAGUCAAAUCAAAUCAAAUAAACUUUAUUUAUAUAGCAACUUUUAUACAAAUGAAUUGCAACCCAAGAACAAACACAUAGAACAGACAAAUAUAAAACAAGUCAGAAGAACCACCAGAACCCCCCUGGCCCAGGCAGACUGAGGAGUCCAUGCCACAACCACAGGCAGUGACCGCCCCCACCAUCCCCACCAGGUCAUCAUGGCUCCCAGAGAGGACGGUCCUCAGUGUCUGAUGGGCAGUGAAAGCAUCGACAUUUUACUGAUCUUUCAAUCCACCUCUCUUCUCUGGAUAAAAUAUUGUCAGAUUUUUCUAUUUGAACCUGUGGAUUAUUAUAACUUAAUACUGGAUGCAAAAAGAUAAUAAUAAUGUACAUUCAUAAAUAGCACUAGCCUGAGUUUAGUAUAGAACACAUAUAGUAGGUAGGGGGUCCCCACUUAAUCUCUCCAUCAGUUUGGGGUCCUCGACCUGAAGAAGACCCCUGAUCUAGAGCAUGAACGAAGAGACACAGACGGAAACUUAACCUGAAAACUCACAUAUAGACAAAGACUUUAUGAAUGUGAGUCUUCAAUCAAAGUCAUAAAAUAUCAUGUAAAUGAAAAUGUUUUCUCAGUUUGAAAACAUCUCUUGGUUUGAAUGCUGUCAAAGGAAUUAUUUCAGUGUUGGGAUCAUGAAGCAGAGGUCCUGCCAGAGAGGUCAGAACCUCAUGUUUUCUAUUUAGAUUGUUCACCAGCAAAUAGUCACUUCUUCUUUUAACAACCCCCUGAGUGUAAUCAGCUGAGUGACUCCAGAGGUGAAGGCUUUUCUUUUCUAUUCUUGUCUGAGUGGCUCUUCCUGUGUUGCCACUCAGGCAUCCAUCAUCAUGAAGAGGCACCUGAAGCAGUAAUGAUGUCCCAGGUCAGCCUGAAGGUCAGGAGCUUUACAUCAGACUAAUUCUGAUGUUUCCUCCAUCCUCCAACCUCUGACCCACACAUCAUCCAUGGCUUGACAUCUUUAAAGUUGUUCUUGUCACCUGUGACUCAACCGAGGCUGCGAACCAGUAGUUAAAUGUGUUAUGGGCAGAUCAGGAGGAAACAGGAGAUGAUGAGGAGGUUUAAUGAGUCCCUUCUCAGCCUGUUUGCUGACAUAUCUCUCAUUUACAGCAUAUGUGGUCAAGUCAUUUAAAGAAAAUAUUGAAAUCAGAUUCGUCACUAAUAGACUCAGUGUUCUUUUAUUGAUGGCAGUUUGUCAAAAUCUGGACGAAUUCUUCAAAUUCAAAUCACAUACCAGCUAAUUUAUAAUGUGAUGAUUUAAGAGCCUUCCAUGUUUCCACAGUGAGACUUUCUAGACAUCUGCUCUUGAACUUUGCUCUUAUUCUUGUUUUGAUGAACCUAUAAAUACUGAUACUGAUGUUAAUGUGAACCAGCCAGAGACACUGAGCUCUCCACCAUCUUUCUUCCUGCAAUAAAACCAAUAAAAGA